Molecule: messenger RNA, 1242 nt
Organism: Aspergillus terreus NIH2624
Lineage: Eukaryota; Fungi; Ascomycota; Eurotiomycetes; Eurotiales; Aspergillaceae
Product: putative GABA permease
Exons: 5
Coding region: 1-1242 (413 amino acids)
Biological process (GO): transmembrane transport
Cellular component (GO): membrane
Molecular function (GO): transmembrane transporter activity
Source: RefSeq, a predicted model, not a curated record
AUGUCCAAACCGGCGCCGGUGAUCGCGGAGGAUCCCCCAGCUGAGAUUGGGGAUUCGGAGCUGUUGGGUAUGUGCUGCUGUGCGGUGGUGGGCUUUGAAGGAGACGUGGAUGCUGACCUCGCAAGCCUCUCUGGGCUACAAGCAGGAACUCCGCCGACACUACUCGACUGUCCAGGUCUUUGCGAUCGCGUUCAGUAUCAUGGGCCUCCUGCCGUCAAUCGCGUCUACGCUCUCCUUUUCGGUUCCUGCAGGCCCGGUGGGCAUGGUUUGGUUGCUAGUAUCUUCAUCUUCAUUGUCGGAUUGGCGAUGGCCGAUUUGGCAUCCGCAAUGCCCACGGCCGGUGGUCUUUACUUCUGGACGCACUACUACAGCGGCGAGAAGUGGAAGAACCCGCUGAGCUUCGUGGUGGGAUAUAGCAACACCAUCGGCCUCCUCGGCGGCGUCUGCUCCAUCGACUACGGCUUUGCGACCAUGCUGCUCUCCAUCGUCUCGAUUGCGCGCGACGGCGAAUGGUCGGCGUCACGGCCCGUCGUCUACGGCACGUACGUCGCCUGCGUCGUCGUGCACGGCCUGAUAGCGACCUUCUUCGCGCGCAUCAUGCCCAAGAUCCAGUCCGCCUGCAUCUUCACCAACGUCGGCCUCGUGCUGGCCACCGUGCUGGCGCUCCCGAUCGGAAAGGCCGUCCGCGGCGGCGAGAUCAACUCGGGCGCAUACGUCUUCGGCCACGUCGAGAACCUGACCACCUGGCCCACGGGCUGGGCGUUCAUGCUGGCCUGGCUGUCGCCCAUCUGGACCAUCGGCGCCUUUGACUCGUGCGUCCACAUGAGCGAGGAGGCCACCCACGCGGCCCGCGCCGUGCCCCUGGGCAUCCUCUGGUCGUGCGGGCUGUGCGGCGUGCUGGGGUUCUUGUCGCUGGCCGUCAUUGCCGCCGUCAUCAACGUCGAUCUCGAGUCCGUGCUGGGGUCGGCUUUCGGCCAGCCCAUGGCGCAGAUCUACUACGACGCGCUCGGAAAAUCCGGCGCCAUCGGGUUCAUGGUGGUGGUCGCUCUUGUGCAAUUCUUCAUGGGCCUGAGUUUGGUACGCACACCCCGUCCGCGUCUCUGCAACGUACGGAGUACUAACAGGCCAAGGUCGUCGCGGCCUCCCGCCAGAGCUGGGCCUUCUCGCGCGACGGCGCCCUGCCCUUCUCGUCGUUCUUCCGCCAUGUCAGCAAGCGCAUCCGCUUCCAGCCCGUGCGGAUGA